AUGGACAACAUCUUCUACGCUAUCAUGAAUGGGUCGAUCGCCGAUGUCCAGGCCAUACUCCGGCGGUCCCCAGGCAGCAUCAACCAAACCUCAAACAGUGGCGUGGACCUCAAUGCGCAGGAUCAAAACGGAAACACCGCACUGCAUUUUGCCGUCGAAAACAACGAUAUAGAAAUGGCAAAACUCCUCAUCGACGCCGGCUCAGACAAGACUGUCAAAAAUAUACGUGGCGAAAAACCCAGAGAUAUCGUGAAGAGCAAGGAAAUGAACGACACACUCAAUGCAACGCCGUGCGACGACUCAGAUCCAUCGCAGAAAUAUUCCGCAGAGUACUAUUCGGCAAUCGGACCAGAGCUCGCUCAGCUCCAGCAUGCCCUGCCGAGUGAUGUCAACAUUCUCAAGAUCUUUGCCUUGGAUCUGGUUCAAAAGCAGGCCAAAUUUGAGAAUCGCUGCCGGGAAAUCAUAUACCAGCUUGUUGAGGAGAAGCACAUUUUGGCCCACAAAAACAGGUUGAUGGAGGAAGCAAUCGGGAUCAAGGACAAAGAUACAAGCACUCGUUACAUCGAGCAGCUCCAGUACUGGCAGGACGAAAAUGAGCGGAAUCAAGCCACAAUUACGUAUCUCAAGCUGCGGCUUCAGGAGAAAGAGACGAAUAUUCAUGAGCAAAUCGAGCAGAGUAGACUGCAGCUUGGCCAGAUGUCCAAAGAGCACGCGCUUCAGCUCUCGAGCGUCCUGGAAAAGCACGAAGAAACACAGAGGGCACUCCAGGAUCUUCAAAAAAUCUACACUGAAACUCAAACCUCGAAACUCGUAGACAUGCGCAAAUCCAUUUCACAGAGGCAAGCUCAGAAGACAGUCGAGAGUCUGAACUCGGAAGUCGUGGUGCUGCAAGAAGAGCUACUGUCUUGUACCAGCCAAAACUCGGCACUUGAAGAGCGCUUGAAGCUUUCCGAGAAACUAUUGGAUUUGAAGGAGAAAGAAAACGCGGUACUUCGCGAGGACUUGAAGCAGCUGCGAGAAUCCCUGACACAAAAGGCUUCUGAGAAACCAGAUCGCCAGGAGAGGCUCAAUUUCGAUGCACGCUCCGGUGCCGUAGCUCUGGAGGCUGUCCCCCGAAACUCGAUGCAACUCAAGGCUGUGCCAGUCCAAGUGCUGAUAGAUCGGCUUACGGAUCCACAAACUCAUGAUGCCGAGUUUGUGCAUGCCUUCAUUCUCACGCACAAGUCGUUCAUGAGAAGCCAAGAGCUGAUGCGCGAGCUUUCGAAAGCCGCCCUGGGAAAUGCAUCAACAGCAUCGACAUCCAGUCCACGGCUUCUCAGAACCAUCAACACGCUCAAGUACUGGAUUGAGAACUACUGGAGCGACUUUCAGGAAGAUGGCCAGCUCCUAGCUGAUCUGACCGAGACGAUGGAUAUAUUGAGCAAAACCGACCCUGAUCUUGUCAAUAUGGUGCGAAACAUCACAUCGCGGAAGCUGCAAGCAACAACAAGCCAUAUUCGCAAGAGCACCGAUCGACCGUGUCCCAAGCCAAUUCUGCCAAAAGGUCUUCAGAAACGAUACGAGCCUGAAGGAACCGUCUACAAAGUCAAUGCGGGACUCGCUACGAUCAUCAUCCCAGAGCGCAUCGACAUCAGAGACAGGAGCCUCCAAAUGGCCCAGACUCCACCACGUCUGAGCCAAGAGCUUGGUGGUAGUCUGUCCGAUAUAACCUCUCUAAGCAGGGAACCCAAGCCAAGGUGGCUGUUUGCAGAUUUUGACCCACUUGAGGUAGCACGCCAAAUCACAUUGAUUGAAUUCGAAUUGUUUUCCGCGAUAAAGCCACGAGAGUUUCUGGAUUUGGCAUGGAUGAAGGAUGACAAGGAGAAGCUGGCACCAAACAUCAUGAAAAUGGCACGCUGGUCAAACCAUGUGGUUCGCUGGCUGAUUACCGAAAUUGUAACGAUCAAAGAUCAACCCAAAAUCCGUGCGGCCGCCUAUGAAAGGGUAGCCCGGGUAGCAAAGCAUUUGGCCGUGCUAAACAACUUCAACGGCGUCAAAGAAUGCGUGGCGGCACUGCAAUCAUCUUCGGUUUACCGGCUUCGCAAAACAAAGGCGAGUGUGGCUGGAAAGUACAUCAAGGUCGUUGAGGAGCUUCAGCGGAUGAUAUCCAGUGAGCUGAAUUACAAAAGCUUGAGAUCAAGAAUUCACGCUGCAGAGCCGCCGGUGAUUCCAUUUCCAGGUAUAUACCAAGGCGAUCUGGUGUUUCUAGAUACCACGAAUAAAUCGGCACCAAGCGACGGAAACAUCAACUUUGUGAAGCAUCUUAAGGUGUUUCAAUAUGUACGCGAGAUUCAGAUAUAUCAGCAAACAAGCUAUGCACUCACUCCAAUUCCAGAGAUUCAGGAGUACAUCAAAGCUUUCAUCGGGAUGAGCGAUGACGACGCAUACGAUGCUUCUUUAGCUUGCGAGCCACGCGAAUUGACCUCGAGUCGAGGCGCAUAGUAAACACUCUACUGAAGGAACGAAGCGACCCGCUUGUUCCAGCACACAUUCCGAGUGGCUGAGCAGCUCAUCAGUACGAGCCAAUCGAGUUGCUACGAAGUUACUGCAUCGAAUCAUCGACAUUCAGCUCGCCUUGGGAAGCAUGAUAUUGGGUAUAGGCAGCUGAUUUCCAUAACCGAUGAUCGACCUCUACACUGCAGUCAUGUUCCCGGCCGAGUUGAUAUCCUUGUUCCGGACUGUGAUGUACUACUUGAUGGAGUGAACAAUAUGGGCGAUGAAGAGUCCCAUGGGCUGUCGACAAUCGGAGCAGCCCUGUUCGGGCUGUGGAUCAAAGCGUAGUAGCGCUGCAGCAUAGAAACUGAAGGUGGUGAAUUGAACCAUUGGCGAUAAGUGCGUGUAUUGAUGUCCAUAACGGAGUGGUUACUGUCCCC
Messenger RNA from Polychytrium aggregatum, 2912 nucleotides. Its product is annotated as ras guanine nucleotide exchange factor domain-containing protein. Gene Ontology annotation, biological process: Ras protein signal transduction; positive regulation of GTPase activity. Gene Ontology annotation, molecular function: protein binding; guanyl-nucleotide exchange factor activity. NCBI's taxonomy places the organism in Eukaryota, Fungi, Chytridiomycota, Chytridiomycetes, Polychytriales. The transcript has 20 exons. The record is from RefSeq and is a predicted model, not a curated record. Gene Ontology annotation, cellular component: plasma membrane. Bases 1 to 2481 code for a protein of 826 amino acids.